Molecule: messenger RNA, 3088 nt
Organism: Zophobas morio
Lineage: Eukaryota; Metazoa; Arthropoda; Insecta; Coleoptera; Tenebrionidae
Product: gamma-interferon-inducible lysosomal thiol reductase-like
Exons: 4
Coding region: 196-873 (225 amino acids)
Molecular function (GO): oxidoreductase activity, acting on a sulfur group of donors, disulfide as acceptor
Source: RefSeq, a predicted model, not a curated record
CCUCACAAUAUUUAAAGAUAAUUCGAGAGAUUACAAAAGUCUGUGUAAAUUAAUAAUUACUGCUUGAUACAGUAAUAGUGUAAUUAUUGACAAGAUUUUCUAACGUCAAUUAUAUUCUUUGAAAGUCUUUGGUGAUUACUAAGAGUGCGAUAUUACGUGGUCAUUACAAUACUCAGAUUAUGCUGUGACAAAAGAAUGAAUGGGAAAUAUAGAUUAUUAUUCCUAUUUUUAAUAGUUGUUAUCAUUUAUAAAUGUUUUCAACACUUCGCAAUCUUUUCAUCUGACGAAGAGAAUGAAAUUUACGCCGAUAUUGAAACAAUCCAAAAAGUGAAAGUGUCAGUGUAUUAUGAAGCGCUAUGUCCAGAUUCAAAGUUUUUCAUCGUUCAUCAGCUCCUACCCGUUUAUAACGAUUUGAAAGAUUAUAUAACACUUGAUUUUGUACCAUAUGGAAAAGCAAAGACUGUGGAAAGUGAUGGAAAGAUUAUGUUUUACUGUCAGCAUGAUGCCGUUGAAUGUUUUGCUAAUAAGAUUCAUGCUUGUGUUAUUGAUUUAGUGGAGGAUCCUCUUCUCACAGCAAAAUAUAUAGAGUGUAUGAUUAAAGAUAACAUGAUACCAGAUGAUGCAGGAGAAAAAUGUGGACAAGAAUUAAAAAUUGAGUAUACUCCAAUUGGCGAAUGCGCCAACGGUGACCGUGGAACCGCUCUUUUAAAAGCCUAUGGAGAAAGGACACAUUCCCUUAUUCCUUCAGUUAAGUUUAUUCCCACUAUUGAACUCAAUGGCAGCCAAACCAUUGUGCAGCAAUCUGCUAUCUUAAAAAAUCUCCUAACCUCAGUUUGCCAACUAUUUCAAAAAAAGCCCAAAAGCUGUGGCUAAAUUUAAAGUACAAAUUUUUCAUAAUCAAAAUCACACGUGAAACAGCUGUUAAAAAACAAAAUAGUGCAAUUCAACAAUUUCUUUGUGUUUACUUAUUUAUUUGCAUUUAUUUUAUUUGUGAUAAUUGCUGUCAACCAUUUUUCCUGUGUGAUGUGGGUUUAUGCAACUUUUGGUCAUAUGAUCACUUUACAUUGUGUGAAGAUCUGACUAAUGCUUAAUAUGUUUUGUGAUGAUAUUAGCAAUGUUUGUGGUUGUACAGGGUAUAACAAAAGUGUGGAAAAUCUAGUGUUUUUUAACAGAACAGAACCUGUAUUAAAAAAUUCAUGACUUGUUCAUAACAUUUUUUUUAUAAUUGUGUUCAUAAGGUAAGUCCACCAACAUCGUAGAAUUCCGAAGAAAAUGAAAAGUCAGGUUAAGUUUUGUCAAGGUAAUUUUGUACUUAAAUAGACCAACUUCAUUACAGGUAAGAAAACAGUGUUCUAUAUUUUUGAUAGUGCGCAUGCGUACUGUUAUAAUUGUCAUGUAAUUCAUGUACCUUGGAUAUUUAAUGUACCUAAUUCCUCGUAUCACACAGGAAUUUCUGUUAUGUAACACAAUGAACACAAAAUUCUUCUACACACUCGUGUGGUGAAGUACAAUUUUAAUUUUAUCGAUUUUGAAGUGACAAUUUAAGUGUGUAAUCUAAAAGCUGUGUUUCAUUUGAAACAUUCCCUAAAUUUUUCCAUAUUAGAUCGUUCUCAGUAAAGAUAAAAAACAAUACGAGGUUAUCAGCACUCUCUGGACGAUAAUUCUGAAGAUAUUUGCACUUUUAUCGGUGAUAUUGAAAAAAUAUUGUCGCCAUUUUUAAAUAUGGAAGAUUAUCAUUCCACACAAAACUUUUGAUUUGCCUUCGUGCGAAAAAAGCAUAAAACAUUGAUUACCAUUUUAAUCCAAUUAUACAAGGUGUUUUGAUUUUCAAAAUGUCGUUUUUCUCUAGUUUACUAAAUAAAAUGUAACAGUAUAAACUUUCUCGAUACGCUUAUUUUGGUUCUUUUCCCGUUGGCGUAAAAUUAACGAAAUUGUUCUUUUUAAAAACUGAACAAAAUUUUUUUGUUAUUCCUGUCUCUGCGACAAAGAAGAAAAUUAAGCCGACUAAAAUUUAUACUGUUUUAAGGUAAAUUAUAGAAAAAGAGAAUUUUUAUAAAAAUAGUUGUGUGUAAAGUGGAUUAAAAUAUGUUCAGUGUUGUAUGGUUUUUUAAAUCCAAAACAAAUGAAAUGUCUUCUGCAUGAUAAUUUCCAAUUUUAAAAAAGGGCGCGAGUAAGUGAAAUGUCACUAUAGAAGUACUUCCGUAGACGCAGCCACAGAUAUUUUAUUCAUAUUUAUUGCAAAUAAGACUGAUAUAAAAUAUAAUCGUAAAUUAACAAUUUUUUGUUAAAAAAAAAUCAUUGCAGCUGGUGGUUGAGUCAAAACAUUAAAAUGUCAUUACAAUAGUCUGUGAAUAAAAGUCCCAAUAUUUUCGCGAUUAUUCCGAGCAUGCUAACACCUCAUAUUAUUUUCCUUUUCGUGCUAUAAAGUUUUGCGAAACACUAUUGUAAAAAAUGAGUUUUAAUGUGGACUGAACAGGGCUUAACUAUUAAACAAUAAAUUCAGUCAAAUUUAAAAUAUAUUCUUGAUACACAAUAUAAGUGAAAAAUAUUGUCCCACAUAUCACUUUUGACGCAAGAAUAAUUACCGUUUUAGUUAUUUGGCGCGAAAUUUGACUUACAUAUUGUUUCGACUGAGAUUUCUGUAAAAAAAAGCUCUCUAUCCUAAAAUUAGACGUGUGUAGAACUUAAACGCUAUCUAAGUGAGAUAACCAUAACGCAGUUCCUAGAGAAUGUAAAACUAUAAACAAAGAGACAACGAUCAAAUAAAAGCACACUCAGUGUAGUGAUUUAGAAAUAAGGUCCAUAAAUUUGUCACCAGGUGAUAACUGGGAUAAAAAAUUAAUUACACGACUCCAAAUAUUCAAUAAUUUUCAAAGUAGAGGUACUCGAUUCCACACUUUUGUUACGUGGUGUUUUUUUUAUUGUUCGGUUGGAAACAAUAGACUUGAAUUAAAAAUAAUGUAUAUAUAACAUCCGUCAACAUUAAGUGGCGAUGUUUGUCCAAGAUUAAUUAUUCAUAACUAUUUAUAGUUGCUAAUUUAAUGUAAAUUAUGUAUUUGUAAACAAAAAUAAAUUUUUUUUGGUACUA